Camellia sinensis is the source of this 557-nucleotide messenger RNA. Its product is annotated as Histone superfamily protein. The record is from RefSeq and is a predicted model, not a curated record. Lineage: Eukaryota; Viridiplantae; Streptophyta; Magnoliopsida; Ericales; Theaceae. Gene Ontology annotation, molecular function: DNA binding; structural constituent of chromatin; protein heterodimerization activity. Gene Ontology annotation, cellular component: nucleosome.
AUCACCUCCAAAUCCCCACCAUUUCUCAAAUCAAAACCCUAACCCUAGAUCUACAAUUCUCUCUUCCGAACUCUCUGAAAAUGUCUGGUCGCGGCAAGGGAGGCAAGGGAUUGGGCAAAGGAGGCGCAAAGAGGCACAGGAAGGUCCUGAGGGAUAACAUUCAGGGCAUCACAAAGCCUGCGAUUCGGAGGCUUGCGAGGAGAGGUGGCGUGAAGAGGAUUUCAGGUCUCAUCUAUGAGGAGACCCGUGGAGUUCUGAAGAUUUUCCUCGAAAAUGUGAUUCGCGAUGCUGUGACCUACACGGAGCAUGCUAGGAGGAAAACGGUGACCGCCAUGGAUGUGGUCUAUGCCCUCAAGAGGCAGGGUAGGACUCUCUAUGGCUUCGGCGGUUAGAUUGUUUCUUAGGCGUGUAGAUUAGUAGUCUCUUUUAUCUCUAUUGAUAACUUUCUCUGUUGCCAAUCAAGCUUUUUCUAGCAUUGUUCUGAUGGUGUUUCCAAGUUUUUUGUAAUUCUUAGUUCAAUAUCAGAAGUAAUAGAGCUUAUGUUUCGUUGCUAAGCA